Messenger RNA from Centropristis striata (black sea bass), 460 nucleotides. It is a transcript of the gene tac3b, whose product is annotated as tachykinin precursor 3b. The transcript has 5 exons. The coding region runs from base 1 to 369 and encodes 122 amino acids. Lineage: Eukaryota; Metazoa; Chordata; Actinopteri; Perciformes; Serranidae. The record is from RefSeq and is a predicted model, not a curated record.
AUGGAGAGAACUCCAAACUGCUGGACUCUUGCUUCUCUGGUCGCUUUAGUCGUCCUCGGCUUGUUUCCUGUGAGGUCUGGGUGUAAAGAAGUCACCUACAUAUCACUGAAGAAGGCGAGGCCAGAGUGCUGCGUUAGAGAAGAUCCAGAGUUUAAGAGAUAUCAAGACAUCGACUACGACAGCUUUGUGGGUCUAAUGGGGAGAAGAAGCCCUGCUCAGCCAAACAGACACACAGAUCAAAUCCUUGCUGAUCUGUUGAGGCGGAGAACAAUCACAGGAAUGGCUUGUCCGUGUGAUGAGGAAUAUUUACAGACAACGGGAAGUCGCUUAAUCAGUCAAGGGAGACAGAGGUUUCAACGCUUUCUGUAGUGAGAAUGUGACGCCUCGCCAACCUCAGCACAGCUGUAAAGCCUUCAGUCUCUCAGUGCUGAUAAAUCCACCCAGCUAUUGUAACCAGAGA